This is a messenger RNA of Oryzias melastigma (Indian medaka), 1746 nucleotides long. It is a transcript of the gene lrpap1, whose product is annotated as low density lipoprotein receptor-related protein associated protein 1. Gene Ontology annotation, cellular component: endoplasmic reticulum-Golgi intermediate compartment; endomembrane system; endoplasmic reticulum. Gene Ontology annotation, molecular function: receptor antagonist activity; low-density lipoprotein particle receptor binding; lipase binding. Lineage: Eukaryota; Metazoa; Chordata; Actinopteri; Beloniformes; Adrianichthyidae. Gene Ontology annotation, biological process: negative regulation of receptor internalization; negative regulation of very-low-density lipoprotein particle clearance. The record is from RefSeq and is a predicted model, not a curated record.
AUUUAUUGCUGAAGGAUGAUGAGAUGGAAACAGGCAGGGUGCAGUAACGCCGCCAGACACCAGGGAGUGCUGAAGCCGCAGAUGAGGGCGCCGUCGGAGAGCAGAGCAGAAUGAGUGGAGAGGAAGAGUCUUUAGUUUGUGGAAGUUUGUAGCGGUCUUGAGUGGGGUAAUCCGUCAAGAAGAGAUCUUUGCAGCAACAGGAUCUUUGGACAGGCUUUGAGCAGGUCUUGCAGCGUGGAGGAAGCAGGAAUCCAAUUCCAGCGGAGUAGCAGCGUUGUCGCGGGAACACAGCGUGAAUGCACGGGACGUGAAGGCAGGCAGCAUGAAGCUGCAGUGGUUUGCCGCGGCUCUGUUUCUUGUUGUGGGCGCCAUGGCGGGAAAGUAUUCCCGGGAAGUGAACGAGCCCAAACCGGGCGGCGCGGACGAGCUGACGGUGGAGUUCAGGAUAGCGAAGCUCAACCAGGUCUGGGAGAAAGCCAAGCGGAUGCAGAUGUCUCCGGUCCGACAGGCUGAGCUGCACAGCGACCUGAAGAUCCAGGAGAAAGACGAGCUGCAGUGGAAGAAGCUGAAGGUGGAGGGGCUCGAUGAGAGUGGGGAGAAGGAGGCGCAGCUCAGGCGCAACUUCCACGUGAUCCUCGCCAAGUAUGGGAUGGAUGGGAAGAGGGACACGCGGCCGCUUGAGAGCAAUUCCCUGAAGGACCAUGAGCCCAACGGGGGAGACAGUUUUGAGGACCCGCGCCUGGACAAACUCUGGAACAAGGCCAGGAACUCUGCUAAAUUCUCUGAGAAGGAGCUGGAGAACCUGAAGAAAGAGUUCCAGCACCACAAGGAGAAGAUCCACGAGUACAACAUCCUGAUGGAUACGGUCAGCAGGACUGAGGAAACACACAAGAACGUGAUCUCCCCCCUGGAGGGGGACGCCACGGAGCCGGUGUUGCAGCAGAAGCACACGGAGCUGAAGCAGAAGAUGAGGGACCUGAACCACGGCUUCGAGCGCCUCCGCAAGAUCAGCCACAAGGGCUUCAGUGAAGACAGCGAGUUCCGGGAGCCUCGUGUGAUCGAGCUGUGGGAGGCGGCCAAGAGAGCCAACCUCAGCGGAGACGAACUGGACUCUCUGAAGGAGGAGCUGCAUCACUUUGAGACGAAGGUGGAGAAGCACAGCCACUACAAGGAGCAGCUGGAGCUGUCCCACCAGAAGCUGCAGCACGUGGAGAACUUGGGGGACAAAGACCACCUCAGGAGGACCCAGGAGAAGUACAACACGCUCUCGGAGAAGACGCGGGAGAUGGGCUACAAGAUGAAGAAGCACAUGCAGGAGCUGUCCAACAAGAUCUCUCGUCAGGGUCUCCAGCACAACGAGUUGUGAGAGGCUUCUGGAGUGUUACCAUGUUCAAAGAAAAUAAUGGUCCAAAUGAACUGUUUUCUAUGGAAGAUUUUCUACUUUUCUUAGAGUGUAGGCAUCACUAAAUGACCACGGUUUGUAUAAAUCCAUCUGCUGUCCCUGUAAAUCUUGUAAAAUCCUCAUUUCAGGUUUGUUGAUUUUAUUGUUUUGUAUUUGUUUGUUUAAACAUUUGAGUACAGAGUGAAAAUGUUCAGCCAGCAGUUUAUUGUGUAGGCUACUGUUCACAGAUGGAGCGCCCCCCACCCCCUGUUGUUCUUCUAGGGUGGUCUGCUGAUAAUUGUGAAAAUAAAUGCGAGAUCAGGAAGGCCGCCGUCGCUGUUGGCCGAGCUGGUCCCUCGACACUU